ACCUAAAGGUGAUCAAGUAUGAUGCACAAGGGAACUUCCUCGGCUGGGAAAAUGUGACGGGAGGGGUGUUACAGCUCUGCCCGGACAGCCAGAGUGUUUUGGAUGCUGCUUUUGUGUUUGGAACAGUAUAUAGUGAGUCUUGCACACUUGAAGUCUCAGAUCUGCUGCAAAAGGUUCCAGAGCCCAUAUUUUAUGAGUUGUUCUUGCAAUUUGCUGAUGAGAAGGGCAAUGCUCGAUUGUGGCCGGUCCCUGUUGAGAAUCCUGCAAUUCUAACAAGCGGCCAAGCAUCUCUGACUUCUCGAGCACUCAGAAGAUUCUUUCUCGUGGAUGGACUCUCUGGAAGAAAAGAGAACUUGACCAACAUCCCAGCAUCUGUCACGCUUGCGGCAGAAUUGAGCCUCAGCAUCUACCUGCCAACCAGUCGCCCUGGAGACAACCCCCCUUUCCUGCUGCAAGUGAACUAUGCAGAGGGAGGCAGCCCUAGGAAGACCCAGGUGUCCUUCUCAGUCUCUUAUAUCCAGGGCCUUGGAAUAGCCCAGCGAGCUACAGAUAUUUCCCUUGGAGUUCUGGGAUCUCUUGCUGUCCUUUGCGCUCUCCUGGAGACUAGCAGUUGGGUUCGUCGCUCCCGGCUUCCCAAUCUAAAUCUUAUGAUUGUGGUGAAAUUCCUUGCCUUCUUUGCUGGAUCUCUGGCAAAUGUCUUCUUCGUUGUCGCCCUGGGAACUGGCAUUUAUUGGCUCAUAGUUUUCAAGGGCCAACAGUCGUCUGCAGUUGAAGUGACUCUACCGCCUGCUGGGAGCCAAAUAGAAACCAACUUUAUCAUUUUUGUCUUGUGUGCUUUUGUGUUAAAGAGCUUGGACGUCAUACAUAUUCUGAUCACCCAGUUAACAGUCUCCAUCUUCCUGAUAGACUGGGAGAAGCCAAAGGAGAAGCAAAGGUUCAGAGCAUCUGCAGGAGGAGAUCAGAGGGCUGCUUCCUCUGUGAGCGCCUGGAGAACUUUUCUGAUAGCUAAUGAGUGGAACGAGAUCCAGACCCACCGGAAAGUGAACCCUUCGGUUCAGUUGUUUGCUGUCCUGCUGCUUCUAGAGGUGGUGGGGUUGAAAAACCUUGCGUCGAGAGAUCUCAGCAUUAAUCUGCACCCAGGACCAGACGUCUAUCGUGCGCCGUGGAGUCCAAUCCUUCGGUUUGGGAUUGCUGCUUCGGUUUGGUUGGCAGUGGGGAUUGUGCAGGUGGUGGUUUCCAUUGGGUUAUAUGAGCGGUUUGUGGAAGACAAGAUCCAGCAGUUUGUCGAUCUCUGUUCCUUGAGCAAUGUUUCUGUGUUCAUCUUAAUGCACAGAUGUUACGGUUUCUACAUCCAUGGCAGGAGUGUCCAUGGACAUGCAGAUGUGAGCAUGGAGACCAUGCAUUCCUACCUCAGGAAGGAGGAGGAGAACCUUUGCCCUCUUAGAGGCCUGGAGGCCAACUCCGACAUCCAGAUGUUUGAGGUGCUUCUCACUGACAGGAUGCGGCUGCUGUAUGACAGAAUAACUCUGUCUUUAAUGGAGCAGGUUCCAAGAGGAACACGUGUCCGUUCUGACCUUUGUGGACAAAGACUGAAAAGUUACUAUGCCUUGAACCAUUUUCUGGUCUCCUUCUUUGAACACAGGUACAGAGAUAUGGACUACAUGGUGAAGGACAAAUUUUUCCUGGAGCGGAUCAUGGACAUGGAAUUUCAGGAGCUGGGGGACAUAUCCAUUCUCUAUAAUGAUGACCGUGCAUUGUUCAGCAGAACUCUUUUCUACAACCACGAACUCGCACUGCUUCUCUUCGAAACUCUGCUCUUCUCUGCCGUUGAUCUGGGAACGCAGGAUUUUGUGGUGGCGGCUAUUGUCACCUUUGUGGUGCGAAAGCUUGUUCAGGUGCUGCGUAACGUGUUGGGAAGAAGAAAUUUGGCUGAGAAGACCUUGGUGGAGAAGCAGUUCCUGAUCUAAAACAUCUCAAAGACUCUCUACUUUGAGAUGCCAGUCUUGCCUAUGCUGCUAUUGGUUGGAGAAGCCAUGAGAAAUUUGGAACCUUGUAUUUCUUCAGCACUAACUAUGGUGCAUGCACCUUUUAUUAGAGUCAGCGCUUUGAUUGGAACUUGUUCUGGUUGCCAGGGCCUAGCCUCGGACCACAUGAAAUAAUGCUUGAGAACCCCUGAGCAUAUGCAAAGUAUCUUUCUCCGAGCAACAGUGAAGAGUUUGGUACUCGUGGAUUGGAACAAAAGCUUUGUUACUAGGCUGGAAAGGAUUCAGCAACAAAUGUAAAAUCUGAGAGCUAGUGUGGAUGUGACAGAUAGAAUGUUGGACUUUGAACAGGGAGAGCUGGGUUCAAAUCCCCACUCCACCAUGAAAUUCACUGGGAGAACUUGGACCAGUCACUGUCUGCCUCUCAGCCUAACCUACCUCACAGGAUUGUUGUGAGAGUGGAAGUCAUCCAUGCCCUCAGUUUUGUGAAGGGAGGGCAGGAUACAAAUAAAGUUUUAAAAAGAAACACAUGCAGGUUCCUGGACUAUAGAUGACCUGGCAUUAUCUAUUUGCCAGUGCAAAUCUUUGGUUUUAAAUCCAGUCUGUCAAUGCAGUAUGUGUUUUGAAUGCUCUUGCUGAUUUGCUGAGGAAGUCUUCCUUUUGCUCUUAGGAUUUUUCAAACUGUGCUGAUUUCAAUUGGUUUAUACUUUUGUACUGAAUAGUUCUAGUUCUGCUUUAAUUUUUAUAUUUUAUUGCUUAAUAUUGAACGUUAUUGUGCCUUUUUGGUUUUCCACUGCUUUUGAGCUUUGUGAAAAAAAUGAUCCAUAAUGUUUAAAAAUAAAUACUUUUUGCCAUUACUUAUUUCAACCAUG
Molecule: messenger RNA, 2854 nt
Organism: Hemicordylus capensis (graceful crag lizard)
Lineage: Eukaryota; Metazoa; Chordata; Lepidosauria; Squamata; Cordylidae
Product: meckelin-like
Exons: 19
Coding region: 648-1967 (439 amino acids)
Biological process (GO): cilium assembly
Cellular component (GO): ciliary transition zone; MKS complex
Source: RefSeq, a predicted model, not a curated record